Leucoraja erinaceus (little skate) is the source of this 2358-nucleotide messenger RNA. RefSeq names its product decapping mRNA 2 (gene dcp2). Bases 37 to 1068 code for a protein of 343 amino acids. The transcript is spliced from 9 exons. Gene Ontology annotation, molecular function: RNA binding; manganese ion binding; 5'-(N(7)-methylguanosine 5'-triphospho)-[mRNA] hydrolase activity. The record is from RefSeq and is a predicted model, not a curated record. Lineage: Eukaryota; Metazoa; Chordata; Chondrichthyes; Rajiformes; Rajidae. Gene Ontology annotation, biological process: deadenylation-dependent decapping of nuclear-transcribed mRNA; nuclear-transcribed mRNA catabolic process, nonsense-mediated decay. Gene Ontology annotation, cellular component: cytoplasm; P-body.
UGUCAAUCAGCGCCGACGUCACAAAGGCCGGGUCGAAUGGAGCUCCCCGGGCUCCCGGAAGAGGAGACGGCAGUAGCAGCAGUGAGCGGCGGCAGCAGGGCAGUGGCAUGUGUGCGGCAUGGAGGCCGAUUCAUUCUGCAUAUUCCAAGUGAAGAAAGGGACAAUGCGAUCCGAGUCUGCUUUCAGAUUGAGCUGGCCCAUUGGUUUUACUUGGACUUCUACUUGCAGAACACACCAGGAUUGCCUCAGUGUGGGAUAAGAGAUUUUGCCAAAUGUGUCUUCAGUCACUGUUCAUUUUUACUUCGAAAAGGAGAUGAUGUGGAAAAGAUUUUAGAUGAAUGGAAGGAGUACAAGAUGGGAGUUCCAACGUAUGGUGCAAUUAUACUCGAUGAAACACUAGAAAAUGUGCUCCUUGUUCAGGGUUAUUUGGCAAAAUCUGGAUGGGGUUUUCCAAAGGGUAAAGUAAAUAAAGAGGAGGCUCCACAUGACUGUGCUGUGAGAGAGGUUCUAGAAGAGACCGGAUUCGACAUUAGAGAUCGCAUUUGUAAAGAUGACUACAUUGAACAAAGAAUCAAUGAUCAACUAGCUCGAUUAUACAUAAUACCAGGUGUUCCAAAGGAUACAAAAUUUAACCCUAAAACGAGAAAAGAAAUCCGGAACAUUGAAUGGUUUUCCAUCGAGAAGUUGCCAUCCCAUAGGAAUGACAUGACUCCCAAGUCAAAACUGGGUUUAGCACCCAAUAAGUUUUUCAUGGCUAUUCCAUUUAUAAGGCCAUUAAGAGAUUGGAUAUCCAAAAACUAUGCAGAUUCUUCAGAUAGCGAUGGACUUGUAUCUAAUAACACAACACCAUCUAAAACUUUAUUGGAAAGGAUAAAUACAAGAAAAAGAGCUGGACAGAAUCAACAGUUAGUUGAUGGAUUUUCAGGAGACCAAUGGACAUGUUCAGUAAAACACAGACCACAGCAGAAGGCAUUCAGUCAAACCAAUCAGGUUGACCUUUCUGAAGCAAUAAAGAAUAAGGCAAGAAAGAUUCCUCUGCUGUUCCUACCAUGCUGCUGCACCCGCUGAGUUUCUCCAGCAUUUUUGUGUACCUUCGAUCUUCCAGCAUCUGCAGUUCCUUCUUGAACAAGAAAGAUUCCUCGCUCAGGAACAAUGGAAAAACAAUUUUAAAUUGAGAGCCACAGAAAUGCAAAUUCUCUGUUCUCUCAGGAAAGAACUGUUCUUAACAUCUGACCUUGUCACCACUGGCCUUCCAUUGUCUAUUUACUUUGAAACAGACUGCCUUAUUCAACACCGCCUAUAUACUGAAUCAUCAUGUAAACUAGAGUCAACUCACUCCUUAAAUCAUGCUUAUAUCAUAAAACUUUUAUCCCAUCUUAUUAAUAUGUUUUAAAUGCUCCUUUCCCUAGGCCUCAAUAACCACCACUCAUAUCAUCAUAAUUUGUCAUAUUCAAGUUUUUUAGUAAGACCAAAUGGUAUGAUGGUCAAUUGCCCUACAAGAGGCCCUCUACCACCUAUUAUCACUUCAAGGUAUUCUUCGUGAAUCAAAAGCCACAUCUCAUUCUUUUGCACCCUUUUAGUGCUUUUCCACUGUAUGUUCAUCAUUAAUCCCGUCCAUAUGCAAAAUGCUAUAUAUGAAAGAUCACUUGCUUGUUAUGAAUCCAUUUUCGUCAUGUAUCAGAUACUCCUGAGCAAUUGGCCAUCAUCUAUCGUCCUAACAGUCGCUGAAAUCUUAGCAUCAACUGCAAACCUGCCUGCAUCUUCGACAUAACUAAGAAUAGAAAAUGUAUCUGUCCUAACGCUGAUUCCUGUGACAUGCCACAGAUGAUCAGUGGCCAAACAGUUUACAUGUAUAGUUCCACUACUUCCUAUCAUGGCUUCCCUGCCUAUUCUUAAUGUAUUUCAACCAAUACAAGAGGCAUUGCUCGCAGAGAAGCAUCUUUGCAAUUGUCGGUCAAAGGCUUUUUUACAAGUUAACUUAGACCAUGACUGGUUGCUUUUGUCCAUCUCUCAAGCAUCUUGGCUAUUUGCUGAUGUCAGUCCAAUGAGCCUAUCAUUGCCAAUGUGCUUGUCUGUUCAUGAACUGGCUUUUAGCUGAAGAGGUCUUUGCAGUGUGUGAUGACCUAUAGAAAUAGUAUGUUCAAAGUACUUUCAGGGUAGUCCAAUCCCAAUGAAGACUUUUGGGCAAUGUCAUAUGGCCUAGAUACUCAGCCAUUUUCAGAUUUCUAAUUCUUCACAAACCAGCAAGUUAAUUCAAAUUUAUAAUAGGUUUUGUUAACAAUAUCUUGAAAUUCUAAUCAUUAAGCAUUGUUUUUAAAAUUGAAGACUAUAGUGAAGUUCCUUUUAAAUAUUUCUGGU